Grosmannia clavigera kw1407 is the source of this 2703-nucleotide messenger RNA. RefSeq names its product c6 zinc finger domain containing protein. The record is from RefSeq and is a predicted model, not a curated record. The coding region runs from base 1 to 2703 and encodes 900 amino acids. Lineage: Eukaryota; Fungi; Ascomycota; Sordariomycetes; Ophiostomatales; Ophiostomataceae. Gene Ontology annotation, biological process: regulation of DNA-templated transcription; DNA-templated transcription. The transcript has a single exon. Gene Ontology annotation, molecular function: DNA-binding transcription factor activity, RNA polymerase II-specific; DNA binding; zinc ion binding.
AUGACGAUGAGUUCGGCCGGACGGUGUGCUCCCAAGAGCCGGCGAGUGCCUCAGGAGCUGCGACAGCGCACGGAACGCAGCUGUGACCGGUGCAAGAGCCGCAAGCAAAAGUGCAGCGCAGUGCCAGGCCAAGACCGAUGCCGACACUGUCUCAAGCACGGGUACGAGUGCCUGGUGACGAAGCCACGCAAGCAGCGACUGUACGGCAGCCCGGAGGUGCAAAAUGCACGCAUGACUCUACUGGAGAGCGUGGUGCGACAGCUGAUGCCGACGGCAGACCUGUCGAGCACAGAGAGCCUGGAGGCACUGGUCCGAGAGGUGGGGGGGAAGACAGAGAUGGAGGGGAUGGGGGGCGAGACGGGAGGGAUGGCGGCCGAAAGGGCAGACAACAAAACGGCAGACAGGACAUAUGAGACGAGAAGCGACAGAAAAAAGACUGAGACAUCACCUCCAGAGCAGGGACGGUUCAUGCACGACCGACAGGGCCAGGCGCAGUACAUUGGCCGGGCCAGCUCCUUUCUCUUCCAGCGGAGGCUGCGAACGAUGGUGAGUCGUCGACAGCAGGGAGAGGGGGACGACGGUGGUGCCGACAACGACCUCCACGAAGGACCAGUAGACUUGCAGUCAAUGGCCCACGCGGCACAGUCGCCGAGCAGUCUACCGGGGAUGAUGGCGUGGCCGGGAUCCGUGGACGAGCUGUUGCAAGAGAGCGAGGGAGAAGAUGACGAAAAUGACGACGACAACAAAGGCCACAGCAAUCACAACGACGAUGCCGGCAGCACGCUUGUGGUCUACGGCCUGGUGCAGACUUUUUUUGCCCGCGUCAACAGCGACUUUGCCGUGCUGCACGAGCCCACCUUUCUGAAGCAGCUCGACAACUGGUGUCGCCAGCCCGAUGACGUCGACCCUGUCUGGCUGUGCACGCUGCUCUGCGUCCUGCUGCUGUCGCGGCGGCAGUAUGAGUUUGAGGGUCGCCGUCUCGGCGCCCGCCUCGAGCAUCGAUGGUGGCGCCAGGCUCAGGCGCUGCUCUGUCGCGUGCUCUUCACGUCCAGCUUGGCCGCUGUGCAGGCACUCCUGCUGGCGGCCCUGCACCUACACCACACCAACUCGCGCGAUGUGUGCUGGACGCUGACGGGGGCAGCCGUGCGCAUCGGCCACGCCAUCGGACUGCAUCGACAUGGGAAACGUGGUGAAGAUCAUGGUCACGUGAACGGCGACGGAAUGUGGCCGCUGGACCGAGCGAUGCGCCGACGGGUCUGGUGGACGCUUUUUGCGUUUGAGCAGCUGCAGGUAUCGUCGCACGACCGGCCGAGUGCGGUGGGAUGGGAGGGUGAGGGCGAGGGGGUGGAUGGGUUUGACGAAGACGGACUCGACGAAGACGGGCCUGGAGAGGUGGACGGUCACAACCAAGAUCACACCCAGGAAUCCAAUCAGGACCACCACAACUACCACGACCACGAUACCCGCCUCCUCUUCCCACCCUACGCCGUCUGGUCCAGCCGUCUUGCCGUUCUGCUCGGUCUCGCCUGUCGGGCCAUCCGCAACCGGGGCUCCAGCGACAGGAAAAGCUUCCGGGCUGAUGCCGACACGACUACCCCCCAUCACGAAUCCGUUCUCCGUCGUCUCGCACGCUGGCGCGACAGCCUGCCCCUCGACCUCAGUCCCGCCGCCGUCGAUGCCGUCGAUGCCGUUCCACCGGCCCAGCGCCGACCCCUGCUGCUGCUGCAUAUCCAGUACCACUACGUGGCCGCGCUGGUGUCGCGGCCGGCACUCCUACAACAGUUUCGGGCGGCACCGGCAGCCGCGUCGACUUCCGUGACCACGCCGUCGCCGCUGGCCGCCGUCUGCGUCGAGUCUGGGCGGCUAUCGUGUCAGCUGGUGCUGCAGCUGGACCGGCUCGGCUGCUUCAGCCCGCACGCCUGGGCAGACGUCUACUAUCUGUACUCGUCCGUGCUCGUGCUCGUGCUCGGGAUUGUCUGCGGAGCGGACAGCCUCUACCCACAGAACAGCAGCCCCCAUGGCCACACGUCCCUCCGCGCCCUUCUCGACCGCGGCUGCGCCCUCGCCGCCCGCCACCACGCCGACCCGCAUGUGCCCGGAACCAUGCGUCGCUGGAUGUCCGUCAUCGGCGAGCUGUAUGCCCUGGUGGCCGAGACGGACGACGGGACGGACGGCGAGACCCGACAGGGUCAUGGACGAAGCCGAAAUGGCGAGAAUGGUCAGAACAGUCACAACAGCCAGACCCAGAAUGUCGACAACAGUCUCAUCCUUCAAUACCCGUCCAAUCUCAACCACUGUCACCCCAACACUCACAACCACCUCGUCCACCUUCCCAGCCACCACUCCUUUCAUACCCACCAAAACCCCCCUAUCCAACAGCUCCUCGCCGUCUCCUCCUUCGACCAUCCUCCCACUUCCCUCCCGCUGCUGGCUGCCUGUCCUACCAGCGUCCCCACUGGCUUCCUCGAUAUGGCUGAUGUCUCGGCCAUGUCGGCCGUCUCGACCGUCUCGACCGUCUCUACCGUGCGUCAGCCCGCCCCAGACCUCUUCGACCCUAGCCUCUACGGCUACAGCGCCUUCCCGCUGCCCGCUGCCGCUUCUGACCCUGUCGCCUGGCCCGAGAUGCACUGGGAGGGCAUCAGCGACAUGCUGCUAGGCAUGGAGCCCCGUCCGUGGAACUCCUCCUUUGGCCACGAACAAUAG